UUGAGCAAGCAGGGAAGAAAGAUCGAAUCAAAUUGGAACACAGCCAUGUCCAAUCGUCUUAUAGACGGUGAAACCUAUUUAGAAGGUUUGAUCGAAAGUUUGUCGACUCUUCCAGCAGAAAUGCGACGAAAUCUCGAACUGAUGAAGGACAUGGAUGCAUCUUGCUCCUCCCUGGUGGAGGAAACGAUGAAAUUGCAGCAAAAUUACCUGCUGCGAGUCGAGGGGAAAAUGGGGCGCCUUGAAGUAGUCGACGGGAAAGGUGUACGGGUUUUGACCGCAAGCCGAGACGAGACCGAUAGUAAAACAAAGGAUGACGACGGCGACGAAAAAAUGGCGGGACCAGACGACGAACGCCCCGUUGUCAUUCCGACGACAGAAGAACUGAUGGCCUACAUUCAUGAGCCGGAAACUAGAUCAAAAAUCGAGAACUUACAAUCUGAUGCUUUGCAACAAGCGGAAGAAAAAGUUGCAAUUGCCAACCAGACCUUUGAGCUUAUCGACAACCUUUGUCGGAAACUGGAUACCGAUCUAGAAGAGAUGGAACGAUCCUUACUGGCAAGGAAUGGUGCCGACUUCCACAAUCAUUCAUCCGGUGGUGUAAAUGGAGCAGUGUCUGGCACUUCAUCCUCGGGAACAUCGGGGGGUUUGUCAUCAACAACGACCGGUGGUAGGGGUCGGGGGGCUCCGAAAAAGGACGAUCUCGCGGCUGUUCAGGAAGUUCCUGGCUCUCCGGAUUGGAUUUUAGCCAAGGUGAUCACACUAGAUCCACAAACAGGAAUGUACAAGCUUUCCGACGAAGAUAUGGAAAGUAACAAGGUGUUCAACCUUCCCGAAUCUCAGGUCAUUAUUUUAGAGCGAAUGAAAAACCUUCGAAUUGGAGAUGUAGUUUUCGCCGUGUAUCCUGAUACUACAAGUUUCUACCAGGGCACAAUUGCUCAACCACCACGCAAGGCCGCUGGGGGAGGAAUGUUCGUCAUGGUUACUUUUGUCGACGAUGAAGAUGCGGCCACCGGGAAAACUUUGGACAAGGCUGUCUUGCUGAAACACGUCAUGCCACCUCCCUUCUGAUUAUGUCGUUUAGAAUUUCUAACCUUUCCUCAAACACACAGGGUUGUUCUCUGAUUUGCAUGCAGAAGAAGGGUAGAUUUGAAAGAGAAUGCCAAUUUUUUGUGACCUCCUCUAAUCCAGCAGCGUAUAUUGAACGAAGACCAGAGGUCGCUAGAUUCGGCAACAAUAUCCGUAAAAUUCAACAAAAUGCCAUGUACAGUUUUGGGAUGACAUAGCACUCCUUAAUCAUACGUGGGUUGACCUAUUCAUAGAACGGAUGGCUUGAUGGCUAUUCACAGGAACUUCACACAAGUCGACUAUGGGAUUGCAACAAAGCAAAAUUGAAUCGUGUACCAUGUAAAUGCAGAACCAACUUGCCACCCGGCGUGUCAGUUUCCGUGGAUAGAACACACCUAGUGGCUCUCAUACGUACAGAACCGAAAAGUAAUGAUAAAAUUGAACAAUUCUU
This is a messenger RNA of Pseudo-nitzschia multistriata, 1516 nucleotides long. NCBI's taxonomy places the organism in Eukaryota, Bacillariophyta, Bacillariophyceae, Bacillariales, Bacillariaceae. The record is from the annotation of a GenBank genome assembly.